Arvicola amphibius (Eurasian water vole) is the source of this 1230-nucleotide messenger RNA. RefSeq names its product zinc finger and SCAN domain containing protein 4D-like. Gene Ontology annotation, molecular function: RNA polymerase II cis-regulatory region sequence-specific DNA binding; DNA-binding transcription factor activity, RNA polymerase II-specific. NCBI's taxonomy places the organism in Eukaryota, Metazoa, Chordata, Mammalia, Rodentia, Cricetidae. The transcript has 3 exons. The coding region runs from base 1 to 1230 and encodes 409 amino acids. The record is from RefSeq and is a predicted model, not a curated record. Gene Ontology annotation, biological process: regulation of transcription by RNA polymerase II.
AUGGCUUCACACCUCAAAUACUCUAACUCUGCCAGUGUGUGCCUCAACUUUUCCCCAAAUGAUAAUGGCUCCUGUGCAAAGCAGGAGUUACAAACACUCUGGCAGUUGUUCAACUCAUGGUUGAAGCCAGACCAACAGACCAAGGAGCAGAUGAUUUCUCAGCUGGUCUUGGAGCAGUUUCUCAAAAUCGGGCCUUCCAAGGACAAGUUUGCCGUAAAAGAGUUGUGGGAAUCAAGUGGAAGAAACCUGGGGAAACUCAUGGGGGUACUGACUGAUGAGUGCUUGAAGCCUCCUGUCAUGGUUCAUGUCUCCAUGCAUGGGCAGGAAGCACUCUUUUCUGAGAACAUGACAUUAAAAGAAGUCAUCGAGCAUUUUAAAGAACAACAAUUGGCAACAGCGUCAACUCUAGGGAAUGAAAGGACACCCUUGCCCAUAUCCCAGGACAGAUUAUUGGCAACAGGACAUGAAGACAGUAAAGAUGCCCAAGAUUAUUCCUGGAACUCUAGUGAAGAAAAUAGUUGUGUUACUAGUCCUGUAAAUGAGAUGGAUUCUCUUUUGAUUAUCCAAACAGAUAAGUCUCAUGUUCGCAGUGAGGGAGCUGUUUCUGAUGAAAUCUCUCUGGAUCUCAGAACAUGGCAGGAUGCUGCCAGGUACCAGGAAGAGGCUCAGAGUGCACCUUCUUCUGGAGAUGUCCCCAUGGUGGAGGUACAACCAGGAGCUGUUUCUAAGGAUAUCCCUCUGGAUCUCAGAACACGUCACGACACUGCCAGGUACCAGGAAGAAUCUCAGAGUGCAGCUUCUUCUAGAGAUAUUCCCAUGGUGGAAGUACAACCAGGAAUUUCCUCCAGACCAGCGCAGACUGAAGACUUCCAGAAUCAUGCAGCAAACUACACAUGUGAUGGUCACGAUGAGAGACUCCACAGAGACACAAACUCUAAGCUUUCUGUUCAUAAGAAAGUACAAAAGAAGACGAGGUCAUUUGUAUGUUCAACAUGUCAUAAAGGCUUCUACACUGUCUCAGACCUGAGAGUCCAUGAGACCAAACACCAAGAAAAGAAGACUUUCAUAUGUCCUACAUGUGAAAGGUCAUUCACCCAUAAAACCAACCUGGAAGCUCACAAGCGGAUACACACAGGAGAGAAGCCCUAUACUUGUUCCAAGUGUCAGCGCAGUUUCCGCCAAUCAUCCACGUAUCACCGCCAUCAGAGGAAUUGCCACAAAUCAGACUGA